Messenger RNA from Bombus huntii, 1609 nucleotides. RefSeq lists its product as uncharacterized. The record is from RefSeq and is a predicted model, not a curated record. The transcript has 3 exons. NCBI's taxonomy places the organism in Eukaryota, Metazoa, Arthropoda, Insecta, Hymenoptera, Apidae. The coding region runs from base 314 to 835 and encodes 173 amino acids.
UGGUAGUGGCAGGACGUACGCGUGGUGCCGAACGAUGCGCAGGCGAGGUGGUUUGUCGCGUCGAUGUGUGGCGUCGCCACCUUACGGGCAGCACACUAGGGUAUGUACGGCCGGCUCGACUUAAGUUCCUAUUAUGAAGAAAUAAAGUCGGGUCGACCAGAGUUCUAGUUAUAUAUCGUUUAUUUUAUUUAUUUUAUUUAUUUCGCCACUCGAGCCAAACUUCCUUGGUGAAUAAAUAAGAAUAAAUGAGUAUGAAGGGUGCUGCGUACGUGGAGGCUUUAUUUGAGUUACGCGGCGUCGUGUGGGUUGGGGAAUGCAGGAGAUGGAACCCCAGGCACCCCCUUGUACAGUAACAGCGACUGGGGCAAAGGCGAACAGCAAGAGGUUGGCGGUUAGUAUUGAAAACCCAAGGAUAGUGUCGGACAUCAGAAUAAGUGACAACGUCACCAUAUCGGUUGCACCGAGGACUAGGGGGGACGAGGAAGGUGAUCCCUUUAAGCCUAGUAGGAAAAUUCAGAGGAGUCCCACGAUUGGUGGUAGGCCCGAUAUUGAAGUAGCGGAAGAAUCGGUGGUGUACCGAAACUGGAUUGAAAUUAGCUCAAGACAAGACGGAGGUGAUUCUACUUACCGGAAAUCGUAUCACAAGGUCAAGGACGUCAAUAUGGGAAAGGUGUGUGUCAUGGUUGAUACUCUAAUAGGAGCGAUUAGGACAUCGUUGCCGAACGUCAAUGGGCCCACCGACUCAGUUAGGAAACUAUUACGGAGUGCGGGAGUCGGUGGUGCUUUAUGCCACACCGAUAUGUGUCAAGGCCCUAGCAAUACGGAAAAACAAUAACAUUCCGAAGAUGUCGAUAGUGAUCGAAUAAAAGAUGAAGGGAAGAGUAGCUCUAUUGCAGAGAGGAUAAUUGGACCAGAAAGCUGAUUGACGACGCCUGCAUUUUUAAUAGAGAACGAUUAGGAAAGAGACACACCCAAGAUGCUGGGAUUGUGAUGUCGAAGGUGAAGAUGCAGAGCAUGCGUUGUUCAAUUGCCCCAGAUGGGACAAUGGAAGUACAUUGUUGGAUAAUUACGUAGGCGAAAUACUGGCAACCAAUAACGUAAUCGACGUGGUCGUCAAUAGCGAGGAGAACUGGGCUAGAUUCCAAGGGCUUUGCCGAAAGAAAAUGAUAGCUCAAUCAGAUAGACAAGAUAAGGAGAGGAACAUGGAGAGAAGAAGGAGAGGAUUAAUUAGAAGAAGAUCAUAAUAAGAUGAGAGGUACACUCAGUAAGAAGACCAACCCUGAAGUAAUGCCGAGAGGUGGUUCCAGGGUUGGUUCUUGUACCGAUAGAGGAGAGAGACAGAGGAGGGGUUUUUUGGUGGGCAGAGGUGCUAUCAUCUUGCCAAGUCCCGCAUAAUCCAGGCGCGCGCUAACGUACCUAGUUAUGCGUAACUGCAUUCUCCUCUCCUCUCAAAACAAAAAAAUGUGCAAAAUAGGAAUGAGUAUGGAUAUGAAUUUUUAAAUUACUAUCUGUCAAUAAAUAUCCACAAUUAGUAAAUUUAGGUUUAAGAUUAUAUUAUAUUUGGGUUAAUAUAUAAAUGCGAAUGAUAUUUUACUAUGAAAUGCAUAAA